AGAAGAGGGAGAGACUCUCCACAUCUACACCAAAAUAAGCGAGAACCGAUUUACGGGUACAGGAGAAGAGACAAAUUGGAGGGUAAAAACUCCAUUCAUCAGCUUCUGAAGGUUUUAGGGUUUUCGCAGCAGCAAAUUCUCGGUUUCUUUCUCUCCAUUGAAGGCGGUUUCAUUGUUCUCUCAUUUUAUAGUGUAUCUGUAGUUACUACUCUCGAGCUCGUUCGUCAUCAUUCAUGGCGGAGGUCAUGAAUAUGCCCGUCGAAUCCUUGGAUCGCCGCCGGGACCGGCAGUCUGAGAGGAAAGAGAAAUCCGACGACGGACCACCUCUGCCACCACCGCCACCAGCACAGCCGAGGAGACGAGACCGAGAUUCAAGGGAGAGAAGAGAUGACCGUGACAUCGAUCGUCGCCGUAGCGAUUAUCAUGACCGCAACAGGUCUCCUCCGCCGAAGGAUAGAGACAGGGAUUACAAGCGUCGCAGUAGCAAUAGCCCUCCACCAUACCGUGACCGUCGCCAUUCGCCUCCUCGAAGGUCUCCUCCGCCACCGUCUUUCAAGCGUUUGAGGAGAGAUGAUGGUUAUGAUGGACGCCGUGGAAGCCCUAGAGGCGUUGCUUUUGGACCGGACGAUAGAAGGUUUGGGUAUGAUUAUGCGAGUGGAUAUGAACGUGGAGGGGGCAGACCUGGCUAUGCUGAUGAGAGGCCUCGUGGUCGAUAUAUGAAUCGAUCAUCUGGUGACUAUCAAGGUGGGCCCUCUGAUUGGGAUUCUGGUCGUGGUGGUUAUGCUGAUGCUUCAAACUCAGGGAGUAUACAAAGGGAAGGCUUGAUGUCAUAUAAACAAUUCAUUCAAGAGCUUGAAGAUGAUAUACUUCCAGCUGAAGCUGAGCGCCGGUAUCAAGAGUACAAAUCGGAGUAUAUUUCAACCCAAAAACGUGCUUACUUUGAUGCUCAUAAGGAUGAGGAUUGGCUGAGAGACAAGUACCAUCCAACAAAUUUAAUAUCAGUCAUAGAAAGGAGGAAUGAAAAUGCUCGGAGAAUCAUGAAGGACUUCUUGUUAGAUUUGCAGAGUGGAACAUUGGACCUAGGUCCAGUUAUCAAUGUUGCAUCAUCCAAUAAAUCAGGACAAGCAAGUGAUCCUAACUCUGAGGAUGAAGCAGAUGCUGGUGGCAAACGAAGACGACAUGGCAGGGGGCCAGCUAAAGAAAAUGAUCUUUUAGCUGCUCCAAAAGCUCACCCAGUAAGCUCUGAACCUAGACGAAUUCAAGCUGAUAUUGAACAGGGAUUGGCUCUUGUACGUAAACUUGACAGAGAAAAAGGGAUUGAGGAAAAUAUUUUAUGCACAGCUGACAAUGACAAGAUGGACGGGGAAAAAUCUCAUGGUGGAUCUAUGGGCCCAAUUAUAAUUAUUAGGGGUUUAACUUCUGUCAAGGGCCUUGAGGGGAUUGAGCUUUUGGAUACACUCCUUACUUAUCUCUGGCGUAUUCAUGGUUUGGAUUACUAUGGCAUGACUGAGACAAAUGAAGCUAAAGGUCUUCGGCAUGUGAGAGCUGAAGGCAAGAGCCAGGAUGAAACAAGUGCCACUGGGGCUGAGUGGGAGAAUAAACUUGACUCAUUUUGGCAAGGAAGGUUGCAGGGUCAGGAUCCACUGGAAAUAAUGACAGCCAAGGAGAAGAUAGAUGCAGCUGCUGUGGAAGCUUUCGAUCCAUAUGUAAGGAAAAUAAGGGAUGAGAAGUAUGGGUGGAAGUAUGGCUGCGGCGCAAAAGGUUGCACAAAGCUUUUCCAUGCUGCAGAGUUUGUGCAUAAGCAUCUGAAACUGAAACACCCAGAACUUUUGAUGGAAGUGACUGCAAAAGUGCGUGAAGAUCUGUAUUUUCAGAAUUACAUGAACGAUGUAGAUGCACCUGGUGGACAGCCUGUCAUGCAGCAAUCUCAGUUGAAGGAGAAGUUGCCGCUGCGUAGGGCUGGUUUAGAGAAUAGAUUGAGGGCCGGUUUAGAGAACCGAUUGAGGGAUGAUCGUGGAAACCGUAGAGAGCAUGACAGGGCUGAUAGAGCUGAUGGUGAUGAAAGAUAUGAUAGGGCUGAGAAUUCGCCAUCCUGUGAUUUCCAGUCCAAUUCUGGUGGCCUGGAAGGGGGACCUGAUGAACCAAUGUAUGAUGUUUAUGGUGGACAAGGCAUGCGAGCUGCUCCUCCUUUUCCUUCGGAUAUACCUCAUCCACCACCAGUAUUGAUGCCUGUACCUGGUGCUGGCCCAUUGGGACCUUUUGUUCCUGCACCACCUGAAGUUGCAAUGCAGAUGUUGAGGGAGCAAGGUGGACCUUCUCCUUAUGAAGGUGGUGGUAGGAAGGGGCGAUCUGGUCCACAGGUAGGUGGGCCAGGUCCCAUUAUUGCUAUGUCUCCUUCUUUCAGGCAGGACCCUCGUCGCAUUCGGAGUUACCAGGAUCUUGACGCCCCUGAAGACGAAGUCACAGUGAUAGACUACCGGAGUUUGUAGGUGUUAUCUUUUUCAAUUUUGUGAUUAUUCUUGAGUUGACAUUCGGGACUUUCAACAAGUGGGAAAGGCAACGGUUCCUCAUCAGGUCUCUUCUGCCAGUGACUCCACUCCAGGUCUGCAAGUGAUGGCUAUGAUGAAACCACAAUAACUGUUAUGGAAGCCUUUCUCCUCUCUUUUACUAUAGUUAAAAGGAAGUAAACUACUUACUCCAUUGUUUCACACAAUCUGCUUUGCGCUCUUGAUUGGGUAUCCGGAAUGGUUAACUCACCUGGCCACUGGUAUUGGAAAGUGUCAUGGUUCUGAGAACUUGAUGCUAAUGGUUUUGCCCUCCCUAUCUGCACUCUGGCAUUUGAAGCCAGAAUUCCUAUUUAACAUUUACCCCUUGCUACUGUCAUUGAAAUGCUCAUCAGUCUAGUGAAAGUUGUGCUUAAUAAGAUCUUGGUGCGGCUUUACUGAUCUAUCUUGGCACAGGCAGAAAGUAAACUUGCAUCUAUUCCAAUUGGUGGGUCAUUAACUGAUUUGGUUGACAGUAAAGCUUUCUUAUGCUUUAUAUUCUUUCCAGGUGAAUAUCAUGUAGAAGAAAAACUUACCAGUAAAAUCAGUAUAGAACGCUUGAAUAUAAUUCAUUUAACUGCUUUUUUUUUUUCUUCUUA
Macadamia integrifolia is the source of this 3142-nucleotide messenger RNA. RefSeq names its product serrate RNA effector molecule-like. Lineage: Eukaryota; Viridiplantae; Streptophyta; Magnoliopsida; Proteales; Proteaceae. Gene Ontology annotation, biological process: primary miRNA processing; mRNA processing. The coding region runs from base 234 to 2489 and encodes 751 amino acids. The transcript has 12 exons. Gene Ontology annotation, cellular component: nuclear body. The record is from RefSeq and is a predicted model, not a curated record.